Papaver somniferum (opium poppy) is the source of this 2962-nucleotide messenger RNA. RefSeq lists its product as uncharacterized. Lineage: Eukaryota; Viridiplantae; Streptophyta; Magnoliopsida; Ranunculales; Papaveraceae. The coding region runs from base 1034 to 2122 and encodes 362 amino acids. The record is from RefSeq and is a predicted model, not a curated record. The transcript is spliced from 12 exons.
UUUUCGUCAGUUUAAUGUUUCCGACUGAAGAAAAUAUCCAUCUUCAAUUGCUGCGGUUACUAAUCAGUAGAGAAUUUUUCAGAAAAGGCGGUGACAGUCUAUCUCUCCCGCUGAAAAUUUCACCAAAAUUUUCAUCCUUUAUAUUUUUUAUUUCUUUCUCUUAUCUUCUUACAUGUUUCUCUUAUCUUCUUACCACAAAUAGAUCUGGUUUUCUUCUGCUAUUACCUUCUUGUUUUCUCCGCCGAAGAAAUUUGCAGAGGAUCUGAAAUAAUCUGUCGAAGGUGAUUUAUACAAACUUUUUUUUAUUACUUUUAAUUCUCGCUUAUAAGUACUUAAUAUUACUUUUGAUUACUGUUUCUUUGUUCUGCAUGAUCUAAAGGAGUAAACUUUAAGGAUCCAAAGGAGGCAACUUUCAGGUACUUAUGGUCCAAGAAUAUUGAUUGAAGAAAUUUAUACUGAUUGUAUUCGUCGUUAUUUUAGUUCAAUAAUAUUGUGAUUGAUAAAUGGAUAAGAGUUGGGUUCAUUUUGAAAGAACAAGUAAGGAGUUUCAUGAAGGGUUGUGUUUGUUCUUGAACUAUGCGUUUGAAAAUGGGUUUGUUACUGAAGAUAACAAAGUGAAGUGUCCAUGCAAGGAGUGUGCCAAUAUACAUUACAAGACUAGAGAUGAGAUAUAUGAUGACUUAGUUACCUGUGGUAUGUUAAGGAGCUAUACAGUAUGGUAUCAUCACGGUGAAGGGUUCAGAACAACAUUUCCACGUAAUUUGGGGGCCGAAAAUAUCAAUGCAGAUCAGGUUAUUAUGGAUAACAAUGGCGAAGAGGUUGGAGAUGACAUUACUGGAAUGCUGCGAGAUGCAUAUGGGUUGCGUGCUGAUGAGGAUAUGAGUGAUAUGUUGGAUGCAGAAAUGAGUGGGAUGCCAAGUGAUAGUUCAGCUGCGCAGUUUUAUAAGUUGCUAGAAGAUUCAAAGAAGCCAUUAUACCCCGGAUGCGAUAAGAUGUCGAUGAUGUCUUUUCUUGUUAGAUUUUGGAACUAUAAAUGCGUUGGUGGGAUUCUGACAAGUCAUUCAAAGAGAUGCUUCAACUCAUAAGAGAAUCAUUUCCAGAAGGGUGCACAUUGCCAGAAAACUUCUCACAGUGUAAGAAGACUGCAGGAGAUAUGAGAUGGCAUCAUGAAGGGCGUACAAAAGACGGGGUAUUGAGACAUCCAGCUGAUUCUGAAGCAUGGAGGCAUUUUGAUGAGAUGAAUCCAACUUUUAAGGCAGAUCCAAGGAAUAUCAGAUUAGGCCCGCAUAGUCCAGGUAACGAUAUUGAUGUGUAUUUGAGACCAUUGAUAGAUGAGCUGAAGGAAUUAUGGGAGGAAGGGGUGGACACGUAUGAUUCCUCACGAAAUGAAAUGUUCAAUCUGAAAGCGGGAUUAUUAUGGACUAUAAGUGGUUAUCCCGGACUUGCAAUGCUCUCUGGAUGGAGUAAUAAAGGUAAAUUGGCAUGUUCAACGUGUCUUGAAGAAACUCGGCACCAGUGGUUGAAUAAUAGAAGGAAAACAGUCUACAUGGGCCAUCGACGAUUCUUACCGAUGAAUCAUAGGAUGCCUAAAGGUGGAGCGGCUUUGAGGUUCUUGCAUGACCUAUUACCAAAUCAGAGGCUUGCAGUUGAAGUGGACAUGGAACACCUUUGUCCUUUGGGGGAAAAUGGUACGUAUAUAACCAAAUAUAUCACUCAUCUAGCGAGUGAUGGGCACAAACUAGCGUUGACAAUACAUGACUGGAAAUACAUGCCUUCACACUUAGUUGAGAAUGUGGUGCUUGAAAUAAAGCAAAUAUUUAAGUACCCAGAAGUGUUGGAUGACUGGAUCUACUCCAAGAUAAAUGAUAGGUGUAAGGAUCACAAAUAUCAUGUUAAAAAGAAUGCUUAUAAAAAUGGAAUACGGUGGAAGAACGUCUUGCUAAUCCACCACACAAUGUUGUUGAGAGCCAGUGGAGGGUACUCGUUGAGGUUUGGAAUACUGAUUUGGAGAAACAAGAAAUAUGCCAAAAAAACAAGGAAAACAGGGAGGAACAAAAAUCUCGCCAUACUAUGGGCUCUAAACCUCAUGCUAAGUGUGCCGCAGAGCUGGGAAAGAAACUAGGACGGCGUCCUAAACGUCACGAGAUUUUUGGUGCUACCCAUACUAAAAAGAAGAAAACUGAAGACCCAGAUGAAGUAUUGAUGGAUCCAGAAGUGGCUGCAGAACUUAAGGAAAUGGAGCAAGUAGAGAUCCAAGCUAGCCAACCAGGUUCUCAUAUUGUGCUACAAGGACGACAUGAUGCUUUUGCCCAAGUGCGAGAACGAGAUAAAGGUGGUCGUGUUCGCUGUCUAGGCAAUGGUAUAAAGCCAAAGAAAUAUUGGGGUGAAGAAUCAUCCACCAAUCCUUCCACUGACCCAAAUGCUGAAGUUUUGAACCUUAGACAACAAUUGGAGAGUACUGUUGCACAACUUCAAGCAGCAAUGCUACGGAUAACUAAACUGGAGGCCCUUGUUGCGCACCUUGGACUGGGAACUGCUAACAUUGUUACCCCAUCGACUGAGGCAGAGACUAGCAACAGUCCAUGAAUGGAAGAUGUUGGUGCACAUAGAUGCUUGACUGAUAUACUACUAAUAUAUAACUCUGGCGACUCAGGUGCUUGUUUUUUUUGAAUACAAGGGAAUGUGAUCUCUCUUUUUUUGUGUUCAUGCCAUCAGGUGUGUUGGUAUCAUGUCCCAAACUUUCCGCAGGCAUUUUGAAUGUUGAUAACCUUAGUUGCCAUCUUUUUGAACUCUAUGGAUGUUUUUUUCCGCAGGUUUAGUGAAACAUCUUACUGUUGAUCUAUGGUGCAUCAAUGUAAAUGUAAAACUUAAUGUUGUUUUUGUAGUGCGUCAGUGUAAAACGUGAAACUUAAUGCUGUUUCUAUUUUGCAAUGGAAAGUUAUCCAGCAGUGUAUAUUUUGAA